GUGCGUGUUUCGAAUAAAAAUUAAUCAACUUCCGUGUCAACGACGUCCACCCGUUGUGGUUUCGAAGGAGUCCCAAAGCACUCAAUAUGGACACGGUGCCAUUGGACAUCGUGUGCAUUAUACUAAGCUUUGCGGAAUUCGGGGAUGUUCGAUCGCUUAGCCUUCUCAAUCGCGACUGUAACACAGAGGCCAACAAGUUGUUAUGGCGCCACCUUCACCUCCAAAUUCGCUCGAAACUUUACACCGAGGAUGCCCGGCGAAUGCUAGAGGGAUUUUGCGAGGCCUUAAUCAGGGAUCCCCAGCGUGCCCACUGCGUACAUAAUCUGCGUAUUACCAUUAAAGGUCGAUUGUGGCAUGGACAGGAAGAUCCAAAGGUGCUUGUCCACACGCUCUCAAAGCUGGGCCGGGCUAUGUCUUACACGCGGCGCCUCCGGGUGCUUCAAAUCUUCCCGAGACACCAUUUUCGUGACAUCGCGAAGGCUCUUUCUUCUGCGUCACCUUCCAUCCAACUUCCCGAUUUACAUACUUUUGAAUCUGUCAUCUCAUUUUCUGAUGGCCUCGAAAGAUUUAUGAGCGAAUCGUGUCCCUUCGUGAAGACGUAUCGCAUCAGUGGCACUAGAACUCUUGAUUGUGUGCGCGACUUCCCAACUCAUCUCUUUCCCCAAUUGACCACGUAUAGUGGCACAUCAUCACUACUCUCCGUUGUGCUAAACAAUCGACCAGUGCAUGCAGUGGAUUGCAUAAACUCGAUACCGAGCUCUGGAGUCGCCGAUCUCAUUCAGGGAUUACGCUCUAGUUCAGUAUCCGUGACCGAGCUCAGCAUAAACGUUUCAAUGGGGUAUGACAAAAGGUACCAGGAGAAUUCGACAGAUGGAGAGGUUCGAUUGCUUAACUCCCUAGUUGAGACGACGCCGAUGUUGCGCAUUUUCGAGCUGUUUUCACAUGGGCAGUUCGACGACAAUCGACUCUCAGAUAUUGCAAUGCACCGCUUCGCAACUGCGCUUGGAAGACUGGAGAAAUUGGAGUCGUUCAAUUGGUGGGAUGCAAGGGGUCCCAUAUGGGGACAGGAGUUCAUUGCGCUUUGCAGGGAGAAGUGCGUGUCACUAAACGAGAUAAUUAUCAACGGGGGUGUGCUUGAGUGGACGCAGGGGACGAUGCGCUCGGAAACUGGAUACUGAGCUUUCCCGGCGAGUAGAGGAAGUUGUCGGCAUAAGCCUUGGGCGGUAUCCUCUUUACAGUUGGAGGUUGGACAUAAUAAUUC
This is a messenger RNA of Cantharellus anzutake, 1261 nucleotides long. RefSeq lists its product as uncharacterized. The record is from RefSeq and is a predicted model, not a curated record. The transcript is spliced from 2 exons. The coding region runs from base 87 to 1178 and encodes 363 amino acids. NCBI's taxonomy places the organism in Eukaryota, Fungi, Basidiomycota, Agaricomycetes, Cantharellales, Hydnaceae.